Messenger RNA from Cydia pomonella (codling moth), 3903 nucleotides. Its product is annotated as homeobox protein GBX-2-like. The coding region runs from base 2777 to 3559 and encodes 260 amino acids. Lineage: Eukaryota; Metazoa; Arthropoda; Insecta; Lepidoptera; Tortricidae. Gene Ontology annotation, cellular component: nucleus. Gene Ontology annotation, molecular function: DNA-binding transcription factor activity, RNA polymerase II-specific; RNA polymerase II cis-regulatory region sequence-specific DNA binding. The transcript has 5 exons. Gene Ontology annotation, biological process: regulation of transcription by RNA polymerase II; cell differentiation. The record is from RefSeq and is a predicted model, not a curated record.
CAAAAAUUAAAAAGGUUAAGACCAUGCCAGGAUAAGCUAAGUGAAUCUGCCCUCAGCGAGUUUUGACUUGUUUUUUUUUGAUGAUGUGGCUUUAUAUUAGUAGCAAGUAUGCAAAAUGUCAGCCCCCCAAAUGUAUAUUUUGGGUAAAAAAAAAAGAUCUUUCUUCAAUUUUUUUUUCUAGCUAGCCGAUUUUGACGUGCGUCACAUAUAUUGUGCAUAUAGUAAAGGCAAUUAUACGACAUCAAUUAUAGGACACAUUGCCAUACAAAAAAAUAAAAACUUAAAAAUUAUUUUUUCCAACUUAUUUACCAAAGCUAGCCUCUUUAAUAAGCUAUAAAAUUAAUGUAUUUACUUAAUUUUACCUGUGGUGUUACCAGUAACAGGGUGUUUUUUAGGGUUUCGUACCCAAAGGAACGGGACCCUAUAACUGAGACCGCUGUCCGUCCGUCUGUCACCAGGCUGUAUCUCAUGAACUGUGAUAGUUAGCCAGUUGAAAUUACUUCAGAUUAUGUAUUUCUGUUGCCGCCAUAACAACAAAUACUAAAAACAGAAUAAAAUAAAUAUUAGUUUACAAUCUCGAGGUUCUCAUCCAAUCACUCAAAUUAAGCAACGUCGGGCGGGGUCAGUACUUGGAUGGAUGACCGGAAUGGUACGGAACCCUUCCUGUGCAAGUCCGACUCGCACUUGGCCGAUUUUUUUAAUAGAAUACAUCACUAUACAUUUUCUUUACCCACUCGUUACAACUAAUCGAUUAAAAACUUUUUAGAGAAACGUGUUUGUUUAUAAUGAACACUGGCCACUUACAAAAAUAAAAAAAAGAAUAAUUAAAAAUAUUAAUUCCUUCGAGCGGCUAUUUCUUUCGGAGCGAUUCUUUCCGAAAAUAUUAACUUCUAGCACUAACGAUCACGUAGCAAAGCCGAGGAAGGACGGACAGACGGACAUGGCGAAACUAUAAGGGUUUCUAGGUGACUACGAAACCCUAAAAAGGUAAAAAGCUAAAUACUUAUUUUGAAACCAUACCAUACUUUGGAACUUCAAAAAUAAAGACUGCCUGGGUGGGUUCUAAAUAGUCUGUUUUUGUCUACAAGUUUGAGAUCUCGAAUGGUAUUUAUAUGCUUGCACAACAAAUGACCAGUAGCUACAGCCCGAGAAUUCUCACCAACUGGGCAUAUUGCCUACAGAGGGUAUGUGACACACUGUACAUUACUCUGCUCCCAAGACUUACGUACCUGCUCACGGUAUUCGAAUUAGCAGUGAGUAGAGUUCAUUCUCACCUUCAGCAGAACCGGGAGACUUAGAUCUAGAUGACUAGUAAAAUAGCCGAAACAAUACGACGCAUCACUCUAAAUGGGGCUACAUGUAACGUCCCUUACACCUGGUACAAGAUUUUCAUAUAAUAAUGACAAGAACCAGUGCAUGAUUCAACCUUUACCGGUCGCCGUGGUAAAACCUAGGAUUUACCAAAUAAAUGUCGGUAAAAGCCCGAAGUGAACAAUAAUUAUUUAACAUUUCGGGCUUUUACCGACCGGCAUCGGUAAAAUCAAGGUUAUACCGGUAAAUCCUAGGUUUUACCGUACGUCGGGCUUUUACAUUAACAUAUAUUUACCUAACUCCAUAAUUAUAAAAUAAAUUGAAACAAUUUGUCAUCAUCCUUAAGAUACUUAUUUACUUGUUGCUCUACCCUACCCUAUGAAUAAGGUACAGUCACCUCCUUGUGUGUGUUCUACCGCUUGUACAAUGGGCUGUGCUCUGAAGAAUUGUUUGACAUGAUGCCAACGGCCGCUUUCUAUCACCGCACCGCUCGCCGUCGGCAGGGUGUCCAUCCUCAUACCCUAGAACCUAAAUGGUCGCGUACUGUGCGGUUUAAGAGGAAUUUCCUCCCGCGAACGCUUCGGCUGUGGAAUGAGCUUCCUACUUUAUUUUUUCAAAAAAGCAAAACUUAUAAACCUAGAAUAUAUUAUCCUAAAGCGAGCGACAAUAAAAUCAAAGUGAUUUGUUAAGAUUUAGUUAGUGAAAACCGUUUUCUCCCGAAAUGGAAUUUCAUAGAAACGUUACCGUUAUUUCGUUAGAUUCGAAAAGCUAUUCUUCCCUCUUGACUUUUCUAGAAACAAUCGUGGUACACGCAUACAUCUCCCUAAUCUACGCAGACCAAGCAAAAAGCAAAACAUCACUUUGUUCUAACAUUCGCAUUAAGCCCCGAGCACUCGAACGCUCUUAAAAACUCACUCCCAAUCAUAGACAAUUUAAAACUCAUAUUUUAUUCCACAAAAGUCGACCCUCACUAUAAAUUUAAUUGGUACAGGUCCCUAACUUUUCGAUUUAUAUUCGAACAGCUUUUAACCAACUCGAUAUAGCUGAAUGCAUGCUUAAGAAUCUCUCAAGCGCAAAACUUUGGAGGGAUCCUAUUGGUGGCGGCGCGAAGGGUGGAGUUCGAGGCCCCGCCCGUGGGCCCCGCGCAUGCUAAACACGCUUUAAGGCCCGUUUAAGCGGUGUUUUGGCCCAAAACCGCAAGAAAAUGUAUGUAACGACGGUUAGGGGCGUUGCUAAAUGAAAAGAAUUUUCGCGUCGGUUGCGUUUUGGAUAUGGCCGACAGUUUGACGGGGUACGCGGGGAGGCCGCGCGCUGCAUUCUGCGAAUUUGCAAUUUUUACAAAUAAACUUAAAAGACAUUUUAAAAAAUAAGUACUGCAUUAAUCAAAUACAAGAGAUAUUUGAGUGUUGAAGAUAUGAGUAAGACAAUGUAAUUUAGUUUUUUAAUAAGUUUUCGAUUGAGCAGAAUGCAGGACAGCCACAAAUCGUUUCUGAUCAAAGAUUUGUUGGGAGAUGUUCUUCGGCCGGUGUCGGAUGGCGUCACAGAAGACCAGGACACCAGCCAAGCCUCCGACAACGACGAUGACAUCUCCGUUGGGGACAACCGCAGCGACGCGUCGUCCAAGUAUGACAAGGACAAGGCCGAAACGGCGAGGUCUACGCCUGUCGACUUUAAUCGGACGGAAUAUUUCAAAGAGGAGUUUGAGAGGAACGAGAGUCUGAAGUUGUAUAAUGGUGACCUGUUUCAUAUGUACAGGCCCGAGCAAGGUAAGGAGGACGAAGGCUUUGUGAUCUCAGACAGCAUCUACGGCAGAUCCAUGGACUUGUCGAAGAGCUCCUUCCAAAGUCAACUCUUGGCUGGUUUCGCGUCCGUCAUGGCUGGCGGAUCACAGAGGGAAACCCAAGAGUCAGCAGAUCGUCAACCCCGUGCCAGCUCCUCACGGAAGCCCCGCCGCCGCCGCACAGCCUUCACCCACGCCCAGCUUGCAUAUCUCGAGCGCAAAUUUCGCUGCCAAAAGUACCUGAGCGUCGCCGACCGCGGGGACGUAGCUGACGCCCUCAGCUUGAGUGAGACGCAGGUCAAAACCUGGUACCAGAACCGGCGAACAAAAUGGAAGCGCCAGAACCAGCUCCGGUUGGAGCAACUGCGUGCCCAGGCGGCCAGCGGGGGCGAGCGAGACGUCCGCUCGCUGCCUCUCGCUUGCGCGCUGCUGCCGUCCUACCCCGCCUACAUGCACUGCCAUAUGUGAGCUCCCAACUUCUGUUAGCCUGGUGAGCUUGACUGCAUAAGUGAGGUGGGUUAAGAAGAACAGGGGGUAAAAAGGGAUACUUAUACAUAGAAAUAUAUUGUUUCUUGACACGAGAAAAAUAAAAUUGGAGCAAGCUAAUUCUGCCGAGAAGUUUGAGAGACAGACCGUGGAAACACCACAAAUAGAUUUUUUUUAUGAAAAUAUAAUGUAUAUAGCAGAACUCUCCCCUUUUUUAGAGCAAAGUCUGCCUAUCUUUGACGGAUUGUAGAUUAAGCGCUUGGCCAUAUUAAACAUACAUAGUAUGCUUCUUUCUUACAAGUGAUAGGUGACGCACGCCAUAUUGU